This is a messenger RNA of Symbiodinium necroappetens, 981 nucleotides long. Lineage: Eukaryota; Dinophyceae; Suessiales; Symbiodiniaceae. The record is from the annotation of a GenBank genome assembly.
AUGGCUGAGCCGGUACCCCUAGAAACCUUCGAGCGCGCGCCUCCAGCCCGCUCCGGAGGUGGGCAGUCGUCGUCCUCCUUUGCGUAUCCUCCCGGGCGGGCCGAUGGCGAUGACGAGGAGCGACGGAGGCGUCAGCAGGAGCUUGCAGGGGACGAGGAGCUGGCCCGCAACCUCGCGGCCCAGUUGCGCUUGACCUCCCCGGCAGAGGCGGACGCAGGUGGCCUGCAGUCCGAGGCCUUCCGGGACGAGGACAGGCGGCUACCUCGAGUAGGAGACCGGGGCCCGGACAGUCCUUACAGAGGUGAUACAGACACAGACAGGAUCCCUGGAGUGGAGUAUCAUGCCAUGGACUCCGACACCGAGGAUGCCUUCUAUGCAGAACCGCCCAAGGCUGCCGGAUACCAUCACGUUAUUUGCAAUGUCCUCGUCAACCUUUUCCGGUCUUCCGGGUGGGGCUCCCGCGUGCAGAAUGCCACAGACAUGAGGUUCAGGUGCUCAGCUGGACAGUAUUUUCGAGCCCUGCCCCAGGAAACUGAAACAGGAGAGUGUGCUGUGCAAGCAAGCAGCAGACAUGAAGCCGUGAAGGUGGACCCGGAGGAACUGCAGCAGCUUCGUUCGGAGUUGGCAGCCGCCAAGGCGGCCGCUGACGAGGAGUCGGCCAAGCUGCGGGCAGAGCUUACAUCUGCUCGCGACGCCGAGGCCCUCGCUGCAGAUGAGUCCGCCAAGCUCCAGCGCGAGCUGACCUCUGCGCGCGACGCGGAGGCACUGGCGGCCACUGAGGUGGAGAAACUGCAAAAGGAGGUGACGAGCGCACGCGAUGCCGAGGCUCGCGUUGCCGAGGAAGUGGCCCGGCUCGAGGUGGAGGUGAAGACCGCUCGCGAUGCCGAGGCUCAAGCCAUCGACGAGGCAGCAGCUGUACGGCAGGGCACAGAUCCCGUCAGCGACUUGCAGUGGAACCUCUUGGCUGCCAAAGACACGGAG